AUGGACGCCGCCGUCUCCCUCUCCCUCUCCCUGCCCCUGCACCACCACGCCCACGGCGCGCUCCCGCUCCCGCUCCCGCUCCCUCUCCCGGCGCCCAACAAUCACCACUACUGCGCGGUCCCGCUCAGCCACCACUCCUCCGCCGCCGCCGCAAACGCGCCGUCGUCCAAGGCCCACGCCCAGGCUCCUCCCGCGGCGCGCCUGAGCCUCGCCGUCGCCGCGCGACCCCGCUCGUCGUCGUCCCCGGCGCUCGCCCCAAACCCGGCCCCGGCCCCGCCCGCCGCCCGCUCCUCCAGCCGCGCCGCCACGGGGUACGCGGCCGCGCUGGCCGACGCGUGCGCCCGUGCCGGCACGCUGCGCCGCGCCGCGCGCCACGCGCGCGCGCUCCUCCACUCCCGGCCAGGGCGGCGGCUGGAAGCGGACGCCGACGCCCCGGUCGCGGGGCAGCAGCUGGACGCGCGGGUGGCCGCGCUCGUCAGGAUGCUCGUCGCCAAGGGCAAGACCGGGAUGGUCGCCGAGGCCCUGGCCGAGUUCGCCGCCAUCUGCGACCACCUGCUGCCGCACCAGCCGCGCCACGCCUACUAG
Messenger RNA from Miscanthus lutarioriparius, 585 nucleotides. The record is from the annotation of a GenBank genome assembly. Lineage: Eukaryota; Viridiplantae; Streptophyta; Magnoliopsida; Poales; Poaceae.